AUGGAACCAUCACAGCAAGGACAGGAAGGCUUUUGGGCUGAUUUUAACCAGGGUGGCACUGAUACACAACAGCAACAAACAGAAGAAAGAUCCAAUUCGUUCGAGUCUGCCUCAGAGGAACAGAACGGUGACCAUAGUGAGCACGAAGAAAACGCGAAACAAAAACCAAAUUGGCAGGACACAAACAAGUCCAAACUGCAAAAUAUUCUGUCUUCGCGUCGAAAAUCGAUACAUCAAAAAGAUGACGACGAGGAAGAGGAGGAACUACCAGUACUACCCAAACCAUCUCGUAUCCGAAAAUCUCGUAGUACAGGCGAUGGCGACCAAGCUGCUCCUGUUGCUCGACCGGGAGCCUUGCGACGUGCCAAGAGUCGGCCAUCUCUGAGUCCGCCGUCUAUGAGUCUUCACCGAGAAAAGUCACGGCGAUCAUCCCUCAGUCCUCGGAGAACAGAUACACCACGACGAAAUUCGUCGCUCAGUCCUCGUGCGCGACGCAAAGUCAAUCGAGAACGUUCCCCCGUAUUAUUCGAAGCCACUUGGCGACGGGAAAAACCAAGACCGUCUGCAGAAAAACCAAGACAGACGUCCAACGGCGAAAAGCCAAGACAGGCGGGAGAAAAGCCAAGACGUCGUUCCGUGGGACCCGACGAGGAUCGGGUAAGACGACGAUCCGUGGGACCUAAUGAUGCGAAACCGAGACGACGAUCUGUGGGACCGGAUGACGCGAAACCGAGACGACGAUCCGUGGGGGCGGAACGCCGUGGUGGGGACGAGAAAGCGAAGCGUCGGGACCGUUCUUUGGGACCGGGGGAAGACAACAACAAAUCGAGACGUCGUGAGCGGUCGCCCAUGCACGAGGACAAAUCAAGACGCAGGAGGGAUAGGUCUCCCGCGGCAGCUGGAGACGAGCGUACGAAACCACGACGAAAUAAUAGAGAUACGAGUCGAUCACCGGCAACAAAGGGUAGGAACACCCGAAGCCCAAAGAGAAGCUCGGUUUCUGGUGGCAAGGGUCGCAGCCCCAUUCGAAGGGCCAAAUCCAUGGAUGAGAAUCAAGCUUUCUUUGACAAGUUGGACGUUACUAGAUCGGCAAAAUCAACCGAUCAGCACUUGGCCAAGCCGCGCCAGAAUCGGAGUAGUAUCAGUCAAGACAACAACAGCACGCUCCAUGCAUCUUUCAGUGGUGUUGUUGACGCCUCCUGCAGUCCAUCAGAGAGGCGACAUGGAAGGCUAACCAAUUCCCCGAACAAACGCCCACAAUCGGCAAAGUGUAAAAACUCGCUCAAUAAGGGGACCAGUCUGCGACGUCUCAUGGCAGAGGGACAAAAAAGCAAACCCAAGCUCCAAGACUUGGAUGAUGACGAUGACGUCAGCAUUGAUGACACCAUUAGCUGGGUUCGGACGACACCCGUGAAACGAACAACCAAAGAAAAACCAAUGCCCAGUCCGCGAAUCGCGAAACUGACUCGAAGAACUUCGAGUGGUACCCCGCCACCGGGUAGGCGAGAUCAUCUACGAAAAGCGCUCUCGGAAAAGCACGUCUCCAAAAGCAUGCGGAAGACGCGGUCUGUGGACGCGACCACCUACAAUUCAAAAUCCUUCAAAGUCACCAGCAAGGGGCAACGCAUGAAGGAACUGGGACAUCCGGUGGACGACAAUCAUGAAAUGUCGCUCACAGAGCUGAUGCCGCUGAAGCAGCCAAAGUCAACUCAUUCCUCUCUCAACCAGAACGCGAGCCACCAGGGAAACAAUAGUCGAACCAGACUGGCCGUGGCGACUUUAGCCGACAGUUUUAAUGGGUCGUCCAAGAUGCUGGGGCAGCAAUCUACCAAGAAGCCAUUCUCAUUGGACGAUAGCAAUUUGUCCCUCGAGGAUGUUCUUCCGCCUUCUGCAUUACAUCAGAAUCAAUCUUCCGUGGAUGAUCAUUGCAACGAGGACGAAAACGACAAUGAAGGUGACAAACGCAAUGUGGGAACCAAGGAGGAAAUUGGAGGCUCGACAAUCUUAGGCAGCGGAAAAUCCAAAUCAGAUUUGGACGAAAGCCAGGAAGGUAAACACAAGGCACGAAAACACAAGAGAAAGGACGAAAGCCUUCGGGGGAGUGCGGGGUCAUCGGAGCAUCCUCACAGACGCCGUGGCAGAGAUGGGACCAUGCGUGCGAGCACGGGGACGACCCCACCGAAGGAUGACAAUCAUCAUCACAGAAACCGAAGCCACGAUGAGAGUCUGCGUGCAAGCACGGGAACAUCUCACAACGAUCGCAGAUCGAGAAGCCCCAAGCAGCGCAGUACCAAGGACCUUCGAGUCGGUAGCACUGGUUCGUCGCACCAGGACGACAGGAGGCAUAAAAGCUCGAGGGAUUUGAGAGCUAGCACCGGCUCCUCGGACCACCACGAAGAUCGCAAGCCUUCUAGUAAGAGCUGCCGAGAUUUGAUAGCUAGCACCGGUUCGUCGCACGAACACAGGUCUAGGAGCCCAAAGAUUGGGAAAGCUAGCAAUGUGCGAUCAUCGUCGACUGGAUCGUCCGGUGACAAGCCAAGUUGA
Seminavis robusta is the source of this 2544-nucleotide messenger RNA. The record is from the annotation of a GenBank genome assembly. Lineage: Eukaryota; Bacillariophyta; Bacillariophyceae; Naviculales; Naviculaceae.